This is a messenger RNA of Oryzias latipes (Japanese medaka), 2745 nucleotides long. RefSeq names its product calcium binding protein 39 (gene cab39). Gene Ontology annotation, molecular function: protein serine/threonine kinase activator activity. Lineage: Eukaryota; Metazoa; Chordata; Actinopteri; Beloniformes; Adrianichthyidae. Gene Ontology annotation, biological process: intracellular signal transduction. The record is from RefSeq and is a predicted model, not a curated record.
CUGCUGAAAGGUUGGAGGUCUGUCUGUUUGGUGUCACCGGUCUGCACGCUUCAGCCCGUGCUCGCCUGGUGAGGCCAGAUUUUUGUCUUUGGGCCGGGUCACACAUGACGCAGCGUACAAAGGGGAGAUCUGUACCUCCCACUCGCCUCCCUCUCAGUUCAUAUUCCUGGCCUCAACAUUUCGUUCUAAAUGUGGACUCCUUGCCGGUGCGCGUGUGACUGCUCCAGAGUUUGCACUUCUAGGAUCACGGCAGGACAAAAGGUGGACAGUCUGCUGCUUGCUUCCUCGUGGUAACUUCCCACCAUGCCUUUCCCCUUUGGCAAGUCCCACAAGUCGCCGGCAGACAUUGUCAAGAACCUUAAGGACAGCAUGACGGUGCUGGAGAAGCACGAUAUCUCGGACAAGAAGGCUGAAAAGGCUACAGAGGAGGUGUCAAAGAGCCUGGUCGCCAUGAAGGAGAUCCUCUAUGGUACCAAUGAAAAGGAGCCCCAGACGGAAGCGGUGGCCCAGUUAGCACAGGAGCUCUACAACAGCGGCUUACUCAGCACUCUGAUUGCAGACCUGCAGCUCAUUGACUUUGAGGGUAAAAAAGAUGUAGCCCAGAUCUUCAACAACAUCUUAAGGCGGCAGAUUGGCACUCGGACCCCCACUGUGGAGUACCUGUGCACCCAGCAGAAUAUCCUCUUCAUGCUUCUGAAAGGGUACGAGUCGCCGGACAUUGCGCUGAACUGCGGUAUCAUGCUGAGAGAGUGCAUCAGACACGAGCCGCUGGCCAAAAUCACGCUGGGGUCAGAGCAGUUCUAUGACUUCUUCAGAUACGUGGAGAUGUCGACGUUUGACAUCGCUUCAGACGCUUUUGCCACCUUCAAGGACCUUCUCACAAGACACAAGCUACUGAGUGCUGAGUUUCUGGAGCAACAUUAUGACAAAUUCUUCAGUGAAUAUGAGAAGUUACUGCACUCAGAGAACUAUGUGACUAAACGGCAGUCGCUCAAGUUGCUGGGAGAGCUGCUUCUCGACAGGCACAACUUCACCAUAAUGACCAAGUACAUCAGCAAGCCAGAGAAUCUCAAGCUGAUGAUGAAUCUUCUACGGGACAAGAGUCGCAACAUCCAGUUUGAGGCUUUCCACGUCUUCAAGGUGUUUGUGGCCAACCCCAACAAAACCCAGCCCAUCCUGGACAUCCUGCUGAAGAACCAGGCCAAGCUCAUCGAGUUUCUCAGCAAGUUCCAGAACGACCGAACGGAAGACGAACAGUUCAACGAUGAAAAGACUUAUCUAAUCAAACAGAUCAGGGACCUGAAGAGGCCUGCCCCCCAGGAGGCCUGAAUCAUGCACAGGAGUGGAAGGACCCACAAAGGAGCCGGUCCGGGCGGCGUCCAGACGGCGUCAGGACGGCGUCCAGACGGCGCCGCUGGAUGGACCCGACGGCGGCUGUUUGUUUCAACAAAAAACACUGAGGAACAAAGAAAAAGCAGCCAGAUCCCCAGCAGCUCCUCUGCAGGUCGCCAGGUCCUCUGCCCCUCUGAACGUUCAAGACCCUCCUCUCUUUGCUCCCGUCUUUUUUCUUCUUGUCAAAAGAAUUGAGAAUAGUAGUUGCUGCUGCUUUCUUGCACAUUGAAAUAUUUAAGGUAUCCAUGUUCACGGGAGCCCAUUAGACGCUGACAGACAGUAAACCCGUUUACGACACGCUUAUCACAAAACGACACAACGCACACGCUCCACAACCCAACCGUACAGGCACUGAGGGGAACGGGGCGGAGCUUCCCCUGAACCGGUGCCUGCCCAGUCUGUCACAACCGCUUCCACCACGCCGCCGGUUUGAAUCCCACCAAUACUUGGCGCAGACCCAUGCUCUGCUGUGACAGACCCUAACGCACAUGCAGAGCAGAGGGAAUGCUGGGUAUUGAAAGGGGAGCACGGUUGAUAUGUACAUAUUCCUCUUUUCUUUUUAGUUUGGGUUCUACGGUGACACAUAAAAAAAUGACCUGAAACCAGACGUUUUCGGUCAGAAACGGCUGCUGGUUGACGGGUUUCCCUGUGACUUUGAGCGCCGCCGCCGUUCAGCUGACCUGUAGGCGAUGAACAAACUGUACAGCGGAGGAAUGUUUUUGUCAGAGCUCCGGUCGUGUCGCGGCUCCUCCGCAGAGGGGGAGGAGCCUGCACAGGAGAUGCUGGAUGAUCGAUGUCGUUUAACUGGAAGUGCGGGUGUUUUCUUAUUUUUCAGCCAGAACCCCCCCCCUUACACUAAAUCUCUGAGUGCCAUGUGAAGCCAGUUAUUGCUUUUCAGCUGUAAACUUGAUGUCAUCUUGCAUAUUUUCCGGGCACAACAUUGCCUCUUUUUGCUGUCCGUUGUGUUGUGGGGCUUUGACCGAGGCGUCAUAAAUCCGGCACAACAGCGAGUGCACAGCAUUGUGGGUAACUGUUCUGCAAGCGUGCAUGAUGCUUAAAACAAGACUGAAGAAAGCGUCACACUCUGCAGUAACUAAACGUAUACAUCCUGAACGAAGCCACUGGAGGUGAGAAGGAGACCCCCCCCUCCAUGCACAGCAUGUUGCUGCACUACAGCUGGACUGGAGUUUUAUUUUCCCCCCUCUGACAUAUUAAACAGCGUUCAGACGACAUGAAGAACUCUGGGCUGCAGACUCAUAGGAUCUGCAGGUGAGCUUAAAGUGGGGGUGCUUUCAGAUGUGUCAAAGGCCUGGGCCCAACAGUUGAAAUAAAGAGACGUUUUAAAUAUAUCAA